Messenger RNA from Archocentrus centrarchus (flier cichlid), 1542 nucleotides. Its product is annotated as gastrula zinc finger protein XlCGF7.1-like. The record is from RefSeq and is a predicted model, not a curated record. NCBI's taxonomy places the organism in Eukaryota, Metazoa, Chordata, Actinopteri, Cichliformes, Cichlidae. Gene Ontology annotation, biological process: regulation of transcription by RNA polymerase II. The transcript has 3 exons. Gene Ontology annotation, cellular component: nucleus. The coding region runs from base 207 to 1205 and encodes 332 amino acids. Gene Ontology annotation, molecular function: DNA-binding transcription factor activity, RNA polymerase II-specific.
AGUCACUUCAGCGAACUUGACGCUGAGCUGGGUUAGCAGUUUGAACUGCAGCAGGAUCUAGAAAGUGCUCCACAGUCCGGUUCUGUGGACGAAGCAGAGGCGAAUCGACACUGCGAUCCGACGGAUGCGGAUUUAGCAGCGGAAAUGGAGCCGAGAAGAGAAGACUUGGAAAGCUGCCCUGAAUGUUUCCAGCUUAAUAUGAAACUAUGACUGAACUCGGACCUGUGAGAGUAAAUGGUUUACCUCCAGGUGUCCGAAAAGUGAUAGUUGGUGAAGAAGAAGCGCAAGAAUGGAGGUUCAGUAUGGACCGGGAGGACCCAGGCAUUAAAGAGGAACAGGAGGAAGUUGAUAUCAACCAGUUCACCUUUAGUCCUGUCUCUGUGAAGAGUGAAGGAGAUGAAGAGAAAUCUGGAUUUUCACAGCUUCAUCACAGCCAGACCGAAGAGAUUGGGGAUUCCGUUGGAUUGUCAGAACCUGAUCCAGACAUGCAGCCUGAUGAAAAGACUUUAGACUCUUCAGGCACAGAUGUCAGUGAUGCUGACUGUGAGCAGAGCAGUGAACCUGCACAGCCUCAGACGUCAUAUGACGACGUUGAGAAACCGUUCAACUGCUUUGUGUGUGGGAGAAAAUUUGGUCAUCGCAGAAAUCUGAACCGACACCUGAGAACCCACACUGGAGAGAAACCCUUUAGCUGCUCUCAGUGUGGGAAAAGAUUUGUUGACAGUGGAAACCUGCACAGACAUGUGGGGAUUCACACAGAAAAGAAACCGUUCAGCUGCUCUGAGUGUGGCAGAGGCUUUAAAGACAAGACAACUCUAAUGAACCACCUGAGGACUCACACAGGAGAGAAACCAUUCGGCUGUCCAUUUUGUGGUAAAACAUUCACACACAGCGGGAGUCUGAAACAGCACCUGAGUAUUCACACGGGAGAGAAACCCUACAGCUGCCCUGAGUGCACUAAAACUUUUAGCCGUAAGACGAACCUGAAGACUCACAUGAAGAUCCACACCGGUGAGAAAAGUUUCAGCUGCAACUUCUGUCACAAAACAUUUACUCGAAAACAUCACAUGCAAGACCAUCAGCGUGUCUGUCGUGCUGCAAACCGUAGACCAUCCAGAAACCAAAUUCUGAUGCCUCGCCCUCUUAGCACCGGAUUGGUAGUGCUUGUGUACCCAACUUCUCUUCCUAAAAGUAGCUCUGAGUGAUGGACAACGCGGCGUGUGUAUGUGGUCUCCGGCUUCACCACUAAGCCACCCAGGUGCCCCAGCCAGACUUCCAUUUUUAAAAGGUCACACUGUGGCUUCUGGUGGAUUUUAAGAGAAAUCCACCAAAUUUGAUCUUGGAAGUUUUAGAUUUUGGAUUCUGUAGUUUGAGCUGAUGUGGUGAAACUUUAAAUCUAUAUUUAUUAGUUUUGCUGGAGUUGUGUUUAUUCUGGCUUCACAUGAUAAUUUAAAAAUUUUAUGUUUCUCAUCACAAUUGUGGACAAUGAACAGUGACAUAUUCAAGCUAUCAGAACAAACUGGUCUCUGAUUGAAUGUAUUU